This is a messenger RNA of Talaromyces proteolyticus, 2283 nucleotides long. RefSeq names its product polyadenylate-binding protein. The transcript has 4 exons. Gene Ontology annotation, cellular component: ribonucleoprotein complex. The record is from RefSeq and is a predicted model, not a curated record. Bases 1 to 2283 code for a protein of 760 amino acids. Gene Ontology annotation, molecular function: RNA binding. NCBI's taxonomy places the organism in Eukaryota, Fungi, Ascomycota, Eurotiomycetes, Eurotiales, Trichocomaceae.
AUGUCCGCCGAAGUCUCUGCAGCCCCCGCUACUGAGAACGCCAACGGCGCUGCUGACGCCAACGGCACUACGAUCAACACCAAUGUUGCCCCUGAAAGCGACAGCCCCGAUGCGGCUACUACUCCCAGCACUGCCCAGCCUCACUCUGCCUCCUUGUACGUUGGUGAGCUCGACCCUUCCGUGACCGAGGCUAUGCUGUUCGAGCUUUUCUCCUCCAUUGGCCAGGUCGCUUCUAUUCGAGUUUGCCGCGACGCCGUUACUCGUCGUUCUCUCGGAUACGCUUACGUCAACUACAACAACACCGCUGACGGUGAGCGUGCUCUGGAGGACUUGAACUACACUCUGAUCAAGGGCCGUCCUUGCCGAAUUAUGUGGUCUCAGCGUGACCCUGCUUUGCGCAAGACUGGCCAGGGCAAUGUUUUCAUCAAGAACCUUGAUACUGCUAUCGACAACAAGGCUCUGCAUGACACCUUUGCUGCCUUUGGAAACAUUCUGAGCUGCAAGGUCGCCCAGGAUGAGUUUGGCAACUCGAAGGGUUACGGCUUUGUACACUAUGAAACUGCCGAGGCCGCUAACAAUGCCAUCAAGCACGUCAAUGGCAUGUUACUGAACGACAAGAAGGUGUUUGUCGGCCACCAUAUCUCGAAGAAGGAUCGUCAGAGCAAAUUCGAAGAGAUGAAGGCCAACUUCACCAACGUCUAUGUCAAGAACAUCGACCUUGAUGUUACUGACGAGGAUUUCAGUGAGCUUUUCGCCAGAUUCGGCGAGAUUACCUCCGCUACCAUUAGCCGGGACAAUGAAAGUGGCAAGAGCCGUGGAUUCGGUUUCGUCAACUACAUUACCCACGAAAGUGCUCAGGCUGCCGUUGAAGAAUUGAACGACAAGGACUUCCAAGGCCAAAAGCUCUACGUUGGCCGCGCGCAAAAGAAACAUGAGCGUGAAGAAGAACUUCGUCGCCAAUAUGAAGCUGCUCGUCUCGAGAAAGCCUCCAAAUACCAAGGCGUUAACCUCUACGUGAAGAAUCUCACUGAUGACAUUGACGACGAAAAGCUCCGUGAGCUGUUCAGCACCUUUGGCACCAUAACUUCUGCUAAGGUCAUGCGUGAUACCGUCGGUGGCUCUUCCGACGACUCUGAGAAGGAAGAGUCUAGCAAAGAAGAGACCGAAAAAGAGUCCGAGGAGCCUGAGGAGGAAGACAAAGACCAGGAGGAGGACAAGGAGAAGAAGGAUGGCAAGAAGUCUGAUAAGAAACUGUUCGGGAAGAGCAAGGGCUUUGGCUUCGUUUGCUUCUCUAGCCCAGACGAGGCAUCCAAGGCUGUCACUGAAAUGAAUCAACGCAUGGUUAAUGGCAAGCCUCUCUAUGUCGCUCUCGCCCAACGCAAGGAUGUUCGCAAGAGCCAGCUCGAGGCUAGUAUUCAGGCUCGUAACAACAUCAGACAGCAGCAGGCCGCUGCCGCUGCUGGAAUGCCUCACCCUUACAUGCAGCCUGCUGUGUUCUAUGGACCCGGACAGCAAGGUUUCAUCCCAGGCAACGCUGGUCAGCGUGGCAUGGCUUUUGCUCCUCAGCCCGGUAUGGUGAUGGCUGGUAUCCCCGGUGGACGACCAGGCCAGUACCCUGGUGGCUUCCCUCAACAAGGUGGUCGUGGCAUGGGCAACCCUAACCAGCAAAUCCCUCAAAACUUCAGCCAGGGUAUUCCAAUUGGUGCCAUGCAGGCUGGACCUGGCGGCAUCCCCAACGGCAUGGGCUACCCUCAGAUGGCACAGGUGCAAUUUGGUCGAGGUGCAGGUGGCCGUGGGCAGGUUCCUCAGGGUAUUCCUCCAAAUGUUCCUAGUGGUCGUGGCGGCCCAAGCUUUGGCCAGGGACGCGGUGGCAUCCCUCAGCAACAAGGACAUGCUCGUCCAGGACAAGGUGGACGCGGUCAAAACGCCGGUGCUGGAGCUCCUGCACCAGCCCCCGAAGGUACUUCUGGCUCGCUUACUCUGCAAGCCCUGACUGCAGCCCCAUCAGCACAACAGAAACAGAUGCUUGGUGAGGCUCUGUACCCCAAGAUCCAGGCUCAACAGCCUGAGCUUGCUGGCAAGAUCACUGGUAUGCUGUUGGAGAUGGACAAUACCGAGCUUCUUGGCCUGAUUGACGACGAGUCUGCUCUCCGUGCCAAGGUUCAGGAGGCUCUCGAUGUUUAUGACGAGUAUAUGAAAAGCAAGGGCCCAGGUGACGAAUCCAGUGAGCUUCCUAAGCCCAAGGAGAGUGCUAAGGAGGCUACCGAGGAGACCAAGUCGUAA